Molecule: messenger RNA, 3273 nt
Organism: Cheilinus undulatus (humphead wrasse)
Lineage: Eukaryota; Metazoa; Chordata; Actinopteri; Labriformes; Labridae
Product: dynein, cytoplasmic 1, intermediate chain 2a-like
Exons: 17
Coding region: 141-2096 (651 amino acids)
Biological process (GO): transport along microtubule
Cellular component (GO): cytoplasmic dynein complex
Molecular function (GO): dynein light chain binding; dynein heavy chain binding
Source: RefSeq, a predicted model, not a curated record
UACUGUCUCCCUUCCAGCAUCAUCAGUCCUCACCCUCAUCACUUCUCUUUGGAUCUAACCCUCACGAAACUGGAUUCUAUUGUCGUCUGUCGACUUAAAUUUAACCUCUGACUCCAGUCCUAUGGUUGUCAUCCUGUAGCAUGUCUGACAAGAGUGAGCUGAAGGCUGAACUGGAGAGGAAGAAACAACGGAUCGCUCAGAUUCGAGAGGAGAAAAAGCGAAAAGAAGAGGAGAAGAAGAAAAAGGAUGGAGACUCAAAGCGAGUUGUCGAGAGUGGCGGUGGGUCUUCCACCGGCCAUGAAGACUCUGACCUUGAGAGGAAGAGGAGGGAGGCAGAGGCUCUGCUGCAGAGUGUUGGCAUCAACCCUGACAUGCCUCAUGCUCAGCCCCUGAGGGUAGUAACAGAAGAUACGUGUCUGUUUCACUACCUAGUCCCCGCCCCCAUGUCUCCCUCCAACAAAUCAGUGGGCAGCGAUGCAGGAAGUCAAGAUUCUGGGGACGGAAACGCUGGACCAAGGACAUUGCAUUGGGAUCCUGACCCCUCUACUCUGCAACUCCACUCCGACUCUGAGCUCAUGGGACGUGGAGCAGUGAGGCUGGGCAUGUCCAAAAUGACCCAGGUGGACUUUGUUCCGAGGGAAAUGGUGUCUUACUCCAAAGAAACACAGACACCAACUGAAGCUCUGACACAUGUUGAACAAAAGCCAGAUGAAGAAGAGGAUGAGGAGAUAACUGCUCCGGCACCAGCAGAGGAAACCCAGGAGGAGAAAGAUGACCAAGGCGAACAGCAGGAUGAUGACACCCCCAAAGAGCUGACAGAGGAAGAGAAGCUGCAGGUCCUGCAUUCUGAGGAAUUCUUGUCGUUUUUUGAGCGAGGCAGCAGAAUCGUAGAAAGAGCUCUGGCCGAACAGGUGGAUGUCUGUUUCGACUACAGCGGCAGAGAUUUAGAAGAUAAGGAGGGUGAUUUGCAGGCUGGUGCAAAGUUGGUGCUAAACAGACAGUUUGCAGAUGACCGCUGGACCAAAAACAGAGUGGUCACCUGUCUUGACUGGUCUCCUCAGUAUCCAGAGCUGCUGGUUGCCUCAUAUAACAACAACGAGGAUGCUCCCCAUGAACCUGACGGGGUGGCUCUGGUCUGGAAUUUGAAGUACAAGAAGGACACACCUGAGUACAUUUUCCACUGCCAGUCAGAGGUGAUGUCAGCAGGGUUUGCCAAGUUUCACCCAAACCUGGUAGUUGGUGGGACGUACUCAGGACAGAUUGUCUUAUGGGACAACAGGAGCAACAAACGCACGCCUGUUCAGAGAACCCCCCUCUCUGCAGCUGCACACACACAUCCAGUCUACUGUGUGAACGUAGUGGGAACCCAAAACGCUAACAAUCUGAUAAGCAUCUCCACUGAUGGGAAAAUGUGCUCCUGGAGCCUUGACAUGCUUUCACAGCCACAGGAUAGUCUGGAGCUGGUGUUCAAACAGAGCAAAGCUGUGGCUGUCACCUCCAUGGCCUUUCCUCUGGCUGAUGUCAACAACUUUGUAGUUGGGAGCGAGGAUGGCUCUGUUUACACUGCCUGUCGCCAUGGAAGUAAGGCUGGUAUCACUGAGGUGUUUGAGGGCCAUCAUGGCCCAGUGACUGGACUGAGCUGCCACAGUGCUGGAGGUCCUGUUGACUUCUCUCAUCUCUUCAUCUCCUCCUCUUUUGACUGGACUGUCAAACUCUGGAGUACUAAGAGCACUCGUCCUUUAUACUCAUUUGAGGACAGUUGUGACUAUGUCUAUGAUGCCAUGUGGUCUCCAACACACCCUGCUUUGUUUGCUUGUGUGGACCUGGCUGGACGCCUGGACCUGUGGAACCUCAACAAUGACACUGAAGUUCCCACGGCCAGUGUGAGUGUGGAGGGAGCUCCCGCACUGAACCGUGUGAGAUGGGCUCACUCAGGCAAAGAGAUUGCCACUGGGGACUCUGAUGGACAGGUGCAGGUCUAUGACGUGGGAGAGCAAAUCUGCGUGCCCAAGGCUGAUGAGUGGACACGCUUUGUCAGGACACUGGCUGAGAUCAAUGAGAACAGAGAUGAAGCUGAGGAACUGGCUAACGUCUGAUUGUUAAAAACCUCUCGCUGACCACCACUCAUAGAUUUUUCUCCAGAACCUGACACACCUGAAGCACACUACACCACACUGGCUUCCAGCUUUCUCACCCACUACAACAUGAUUUGGCCUGAGGAGAUGUGCAGAGCUAGGGAUAGACAAGAUGGUUUUAGAAGCGUUAUUAAAAGUGUUUCUGGAGUUUAGAGUACGUGUAGGAACAAUGAAUGUCAUGUGUAGCAGUAGUAGUACAGAACUAAGGUUAAGUUGUUUAAAUGGAAAACAAGGGAAGUUGCUUUCAGCUGUGGCUGUCCACUCUAAACUUCUAGCUUUGAUUACAUCCUCAGGGCUUCAGAAACUGCUCUUCUCCUGAGGCCUCAAACAACUCAGCCCUUUUUUAAAUAUGCAAACCUUUGUACCUGCACCUUUUUAUUACCAUUUGAGUGUUUUUACAUGUUUUCAUAUUUUCCGGACGGCAAAGUGUUUCAACCAAGCUGACAUAUCACAAUCCUCAGCAGCACUUACUGACUAAACAAGCUGGUGUGCUUUCAAAUGAACACUCUGGCCUAUGCAGGAGAGUGUCAAUCUUAUAUUUUAACCACUACAAUAUUUAAUAUUUAUUCUGGUGGUUACACUUAUUUAAAUAUUUUGUGUAUUGUUUUAAAAUUGCUGCUUUGUACUGAGAGCUUGAGUAGUACAUUCCUAAAGUUAGCACUACAAGUGUUUUUACCAGGCAAACUUACUAUACAUGCCUUGAUUUUAUUGACUCUAGUACAGUUAAAAAGUGACAUUUUUUCUGUACCAAAGGAUAUUGUUUUAUACUCUGUAUCUGUGUAAUAAGUAGUAGAGAACAGUUCCUGACAUGUCCUCUUUAAGAGGAUUUAAAUAAACCACAUGAAAUUGUAAGAGAUGUAAAGCUGGGGUUGAAAACUAUUUUAUCACUCGUGUUGAUUUUUAUUAUCUUCCUUUUCCAUUCAGUUUAUCAUUCCUCCCAGGAUGCAGCAGUCCGACCUUACCAGGCUGGCUUCAAAUUUAAGCUUCUCUUAAAUGUGUAGAAUGAGCUAAAAAAUGUACUGUAGCAACCAUGUUUGAUCUAACAUGAACAGUAUUCUGCUUCGACUCAUUGUGCUCUUUUCCUGUUUCUCAUACGGUUGGUGGUUGCACUUUUCCAUUGGAAUAAAACUCUAGACAU